Messenger RNA from Vombatus ursinus (common wombat), 1046 nucleotides. It is a transcript of the gene HSD17B14, whose product is annotated as hydroxysteroid 17-beta dehydrogenase 14. Gene Ontology annotation, cellular component: cytosol. NCBI's taxonomy places the organism in Eukaryota, Metazoa, Chordata, Mammalia, Diprotodontia, Vombatidae. The transcript is spliced from 9 exons. Gene Ontology annotation, biological process: steroid catabolic process. The record is from RefSeq and is a predicted model, not a curated record. Gene Ontology annotation, molecular function: estradiol 17-beta-dehydrogenase [NAD(P)+] activity. Bases 184 to 984 code for a protein of 266 amino acids.
GAGCGAGGAGAGGAAGAGGAUGGUCGCUGGAGGUCUUUGGACCUAAAAGGGGCGGGAGCUGCUGUGACAGCGCUUUUCUAGUCUGGACUCAAGGUCUAAUCCCGGUGGCUGCGGGGGUGGAGGGACAAACACGAAAGGAAAGACAAUCGUCCCACUUGAGGGCGCCGGUCCACGGGGCUGCAAAUGGCUGCGGGUCCUAGCAGCGAGGGUCGGGUGGUCUUGGUGACCGGCGGUGCUCGGGGUAUAGGCGCUGGCAUCGUGCGCGCCUUCGUGGAGAAUGGUGCUAAAGUGAUUAUCUGUGACAAGGAUGAGUCAGGUGGCCAGGCUCUUGAAAAGGAAUUGUGUUUGGUCCAGCCACCAGCAGGAGCUGUCUUCAUCCGAUGUGAUGUGACCAGAGAAAGAGAAGUGGAGGCCCUGCUCUUUGAGACCCUGGAACGUUUUGGCCGCCUGGACUGCUUGGUGAACAACGCUGGACGCCAUCCCCCAGAGGAGAUACUGGAAGAGACUUCCUCUCAGGCCUUCCGAGACCUGCUAGAACUGAACCUCCUUGCCACAUACACAGUGUCGAAGUACGCCCUUCCCUUCCUUCGGCAGAGCCGUGGCAGCAUCAUCAACAUCUCCAGCCUGGUGGGGGCCAUCGGGCAGAGAAAGGCCGCAUCUUAUGUGGCCACCAAGGGGGCUGUGACAGCUCUGACCAAGGCAUUGGCCCUGGAUGAGAGUCAGUAUGGUGUUCGAGUCAACUGCAUCUCCCCAGGAAACAUCUGGACCCCGCUGUGGAAGGAGCUGGCCGCCCUGACCCCCGAUCCCUUUGCCACAAUCAGAGAAGGGGAGCGGGCGCAGCCCCUAGGACGGAUGGGCCGGCCGGACGAGGUCGGGGCUGCUGCCGUCUUCCUGGCCUUCCACGCUUCCUUCUGCACCGGCGUGGAGCUGCCCCUGACCGGGGGCGCCGAGCUGGGCUAUGGGCCCAAGGUGCCCCCCACGUGAAGGGCCGCCCCAGGGCCCCCUCUGGCCCCCCCUUCCUUCCUUCCUCCCGGCCCCUUCCCUCC